This is a messenger RNA of Daphnia carinata, 1199 nucleotides long. RefSeq names its product cubilin-like. Gene Ontology annotation, cellular component: membrane. The record is from RefSeq and is a predicted model, not a curated record. Lineage: Eukaryota; Metazoa; Arthropoda; Branchiopoda; Diplostraca; Daphniidae. The transcript has 5 exons. Bases 36 to 1058 code for a protein of 340 amino acids.
UUGGCUCUACAUCCAUUGUCGUACGGUUACUAAAAAUGAACAAGAAUCUUCUUCAACUUUACUUUGCGGCCAUAAGCAUCGCUGUUUGCUUAGCUGGCCGUGUGCCUGUUACGCGCGGAAAAGCUGAUGGGCAUCAUGUUAAGGCACAUGUAAGUGUCGAUCCUCUUUCAGCUCGAGCUUUGUUGGAUAACAAUUUCGAAAGUGGUUUCGAAGAGCCAUGGUACGAUAGUUCACCCUCUACCGUUCAUUGGGUUGUCGAGGAUUUCACCACUCCAUUCGAAGUGAAUUAUACCGCACCUGCACCGUUGGCCGGCACGAAGUAUUUGCGAGCCAUCCGCAACGAACAACUUGCAGCUGGACUUCUCAUUCUGCGCACGGUGACCUUCACGGCGUAUCCCGGUGACGAGAUUUCGUUUAACUUCUGGAUUCGAUCCAAGUACACUGGAGGCAACACUUUAGAUUUAGUAAUGGCCAUUGGUGAAACGGAGCAAACAUUGGUGUCAUUGACGAGUUAUUCUACUUCAGUUAACUUGGAAUGGCGUCCAAUGAGUGCCCCUCUUCCCGUGUCGGAACCCAUGGACGUGACGCUGAUUUUCUACGCGUUCUGUGGUAGUAACGCAGAGGAUGCGAUUGCCCUUGAUGACAUAACCUUCGCAUCACCCAACGCCCCUACCACUCCCCCAACAACGACCACUACGACGACGAUGGCGACAACUCUGCCACCAGGAGUUUGUGGAGGUACUUUUAUUGAUCCCAGCGGCAUUAUCUCUUCUCCCAACUACCCGCAACCGUACGGAUUCGACGAGUAUUGCGAAUACCUCAUCCAGGUGGCGGAUGGCAAACGUGUCGUCCUCGAUUUCCUUUACUUCAACACCGAAGGUGGAGCUGAUUACGUCACGGUAUACGAUGGAUUGACAACCUCAUCGACUGUGCUGAUACGCGCCAGCGGAUUUAACGACGACUUAAUCACAACAUCAGGCUCCAAUUGCUUGGUCGUUCAUUCCUCCGAUUACCAGAACAGUUUGACCGGCUGGCAGGCAACUUACAGAUCGUUGUAAACAGCUAAACAUCAUGUUGAUUAAGCCAAAGCAAUUAUACGCUCAUCAACAACGUAUAUCAGCGGAGGGUUCCCAACGAUUACAGUACCACAAACUUUAUUUUGAUUUAUUGAAUACACAACAAAGAGCAAUCAACAGUCA